UCAGAAAUCGCUGAACAAAGUGGAAAAUUUUUAACAUUUUCCUGGUAUUUACCGUGCGAUAAGAACAAUCUGCACUACUGUCGUCCUAGUCGUUGGGGAAGUAGGCCUUCUACCUAUUCCUUUCCAAUCAACCAACUCACCCAAGAAAGAACAGCAACCUGCGGCCGAGAUCCGGGAACCACUGCUUCAGCAUCUCGGCAAGCUCUACUGCAAUUAAGGGAACAAACAGAUAGCACCUAAUCGAUCCAAGUCGCAUCGGGAUCGUCCGUCCGAGACACACAAAAUUGAGACAUGUGGUCUUAGUAACCGGUCCCUAAAGAGCGGAGGAAUGUUGUGGACUUGAUUGUGUUUCGCUGCCCCCAAACCACGGAACGGAAUCAUGGAUAAACUUACCACUAUCAGUGCUGUCCUGUUCAUGGCAGCCGAUGUGUGUGCGAUUGUGAGCCUGGCCAUGCCCGACUGGAUCGUCACUAGUGUAGGAGGUGAAACACGAUUGGGAUUGAUGUGGACCUGCAUGACACUACACAAUCGGCCACAGGUUUGCUUCACGCCGGAGCUGCAACCGGAGUGGCUGAUCGCGCUGAUCUGCAUCUUCGUGGGCUGUAUCUGCAUCACAACCACCAUCAUCUUGCUGGCAUCGAGCAACUGGGAUCGAAAUGUGAUUCCCUACGCUCGGUGGGUCGGAUUCACGGCAAUGGUGCUGUUCUGCCUGGCAGCGGUCAUUUUCCCCCUCGGCUUUCAUAUCGAUGAAAUCGGUGGCCAACCAUAUCAUCUACCGCACUCGCAUCAGGUGGGAAUCUCAUAUAUUAUGUUCGUCCUGGCCCUGUGGAUCACGGUCGUUUCGGAGCUGUUCGCGGAGAAGGUCUGUCUACCACAGUUCUAAGCUGGCCACCCAAAAGGGAGGUGGCCCAUGAAUGCAUACCAGUAUUUACUAGCAAAUGUACUCUAAUCGAUGGAAUCAACUGAACAAAAAUCUUAACUUCUCUUCCUAAGCGAUGGAAUUGAAUCCUGUACAGACUAUAUUAGUGUCAACCAAAAAUGCGGUAACUGUAGUACUUCUAGAGUACGUAGAACUGUAAGCUUCGCAUUGUCGUGCGUGUUUAAGUAAGAAUAAUAAAUCCUGUUUUGUGAUAUUUCC
Molecule: messenger RNA, 1138 nt
Organism: Anopheles darlingi
Lineage: Eukaryota; Metazoa; Arthropoda; Insecta; Diptera; Culicidae
Exons: 4
Coding region: 380-883 (167 amino acids)
Biological process (GO): negative regulation of smoothened signaling pathway
Cellular component (GO): ciliary membrane; Golgi apparatus
Source: RefSeq, a predicted model, not a curated record